Quercus lobata is the source of this 1185-nucleotide messenger RNA. RefSeq lists its product as uncharacterized. Bases 95 to 712 code for a protein of 205 amino acids. The record is from RefSeq and is a predicted model, not a curated record. Gene Ontology annotation, molecular function: serine-type endopeptidase activity. The transcript has 6 exons. Lineage: Eukaryota; Viridiplantae; Streptophyta; Magnoliopsida; Fagales; Fagaceae.
GCUGAAACCAGUACCGAUACAACUACUUAAGAAAAGGUAGUAUUGUAAACUAAAACCACAACAACAUUAAACACAACUGAAGGGUCUCUCUGCGAUGGUUUCCCUAUCAACUUGGUUCCGAUACAUAGCUCACAAGCUCGAGUACUCCGUCUCUCUUACCUGGAAGAGCUAUCAAAGAGGUCAAAUUACCGACAGAGAAAUGGGUGACGCUGUUUGGAAGAAUCUAUUUCAGGGAAAGUUGACAUACUUGCACUGGAAUAAGGGAGAGGAAAUGGCCCCUACUAUAGGUCCACAAGGGGGAACUCUUCUGGUCCGGAAAUUACCAGCUGCAGAUCCCACGCGUGUUUUUGUUGGAGAUGUGGUGGUGGUGAAGGACCCCCAGAAAUCAGAUGACUAUCUAGUCAGAAGAUUGGCUGCUAUUGAAGGGUACGAAAUGGUCUCUAAGGAUGAAAAAGAUGAGCCUUUUAUUCUUGACAAGGAUGAGUGCUGGGUCUUGGCUGACAAUGAGAACUUAAAGCCCAAGGAAGCCAAGGACAGUCGAACGUUUGGUCCAGUUCCCAUGACAGAUAUUGUUGGUAGAGUACUAUAUUGCCUGCGAACAGCUGUGGAUCAUGGCCCUGUGCAGAAUAGUCAUUUCAGUAUGAAAAAGGAUUCACCAGUGUUAGAAGUCGAACUUGAUGUUGAUGAGAUGGCAAAAAAUCACAAAGCCUAAAUGUGCCCACAGAAAGCAUUGACUUGGUUUGUGUGCUAAUUGGGUAAUCUGGUCUUUCUUCCCUACUCAGCAUAUGAAGCGGCCUGUACCGAAUUUUGAGUUUCAGCUGUAUUUAAAUUUGCAUUGGAACAGUAUUCUAGUCUUAAAAUCUAGCCAAAAGGAAUCAAUCUUGUUGCUGUUCUGGAUGCUUAUAUUGGGACACACUUCGAUUGCAUUUAGUUGCCUGUGAGCUUGCUGUUGUCAAGUGUUGGAAGAAUAACAUCUGAUUCCGAAAACUGUUCCUAUUUUUCACCCCACCUGCUGGCCAUACUUUGGCAUGUUUUAACAUGCGCUUUUUAUGCUCCAAAAUUACUAUGAUACUCUUCUUGAGAGGUUCAGUUUUUCACUUCUGUUAUUGCUCUGCUAUAAGAUGUAAUACCCUAAUCACUGCUCUAAUGGCUCUGUUGGUCAAUCUAUUUCAAAAACAUGCUUUA